UUAUCGCAUGUCGCCAUACCAUGCUGCUUACGCCUCGCAAACCCGAAUAAAAUGGAACUACACCUGUUCUCGGAUGCCUCUAAAGACGCCUACGCAUCAGUCGCUUAUUUGGUGUGCCAAUAUGAAGACGAUAGCCCUACAUCACGCCUUGUCGCAUCAAAGUGCCGUGUAGCCCCCACCAAAGCGAUUCCCAGACUGGAGCUUAUGGGUGCCAUUCUCUCAAGCCGUUUAGCUCAAAGUCUUCUGAAAGUCCUGACUGUCGAUCGAGUGAUCUUUUGGACUGACUCCCAGAAUGUGUGCCAUUGGGUACGAAACCACAGCCGGCAGUUUAAGCCCUUCGUAGCCAACCGUAUCGCAGAAAUUCAACGGACGACGAGUCCCGAGCAAUGGAGGCAUGUACCUGGGAUACAAAAUCCAGCAGAUCUAGCGACCCGAGGUCAAUCUGCUAUGGAACUAGCCAAAAGCACAUUUUGGUUGGAAGGACCAUCGUUCUUGAAAGAUGUCGAGAUCUCGGGGCCAUCAGCGCCUUCCGUUAGAAAGGAGACGAAAGUUGAAGAUAUUGAAAAGACAGUGGCACAGACGUACAUGGUCCAGGCGCGCGUUAACCUGGGCGUUGAUCCAAACCAUUUUUCUACCUUCCGUCGCCUUUGUCGUGUGACUGGAUGGGUUCAACGAAAAUGGGUUCAACGAAAUGUGGUUCUGGAUGGGUUCAACGAAAAUGGGUUCAACGAAAAUGGGUUCAACGAAAAUGGGAAAAUGUCGUGUGACUGGAUGGGUUCAAAGCACUGAUGCUUUAAAUGAUCAAGUAAUUUAUGAAAGUACUGUGCUUCUUCCUAAAGAAAAUUUUCACUUCGCAGAUAUUACUAUAGAUAGUGUUUCCAAACGCCUACAAAAACUAAAUGUCUCAAAAGCGACAG
Molecule: messenger RNA, 917 nt
Organism: Paramuricea clavata
Lineage: Eukaryota; Metazoa; Cnidaria; Anthozoa; Malacalcyonacea; Plexauridae
Source: the annotation of a GenBank genome assembly